AUGGAGGUGCGGACCGGCGUCGGACCUCCGCCGGCUGGCGGUGGACUCGGCGCGGGCAAGUCCACAUCCUCGAGCCGUGCAGCGCGGGCUACUGCGGUGCCCUGGGCGCGCUUCUCUGCUUGGCUGGAGUGCGUGUGCGUGGUCACUUUCGACCUGGAGUUGGGCCAAGCGCUCGAGCUAGUGUAUCCAAGCAAUUUCCAGCUCACAGACAAAGAGAAAAGCAGCAUCUGUUACCUGUCCUUUCCAGACUCCCACUCAGGUUGCCUUGGGGACACACAGUUCAGUUUCCGCAUGCGUCAGUGUGGAGGGCAGAGGAGCCCCUGGCAUGCUGAUGACAGGUCGUACAACAGCAGGGCCCCCUUGUCACUGCAGAGGGAGCCGGCACAUUACUUGGGCUUUGUGUACUUCAGGCAGGUCAAGGACAGCUCUGUGAAGAGGGGCUACUUCCAGAAGUCUUUGGUGCUGGUGUCCCGCCUGCCCUUUGUCAGGCUGUUUCAGUCAUUGCUAAGUCUGAUUGCCCCUGAGUACUUUGAGAAGCUGGCACCAUGCCUGGAAGCAGUUUGUAAUGAGAUUGACCAAUGGCCAGCCCCCAUGCCUGGGCAGAUCCUGAACCUACCUAUUAUGGGAGUAGUCAUCCAGGUACGCAUACCAUCCAGGCUGGACAAGCUAGAAUCCAGUCCUCCAAAGCAGUGUGACCAAGAGAAUCUGCUGCCCGCUCCUGUGGUGCUUGCCAGCGUCCAUGAACUGGAUCUCUUUAGGUGCUUCCGGCCUGUGCUGACUCAUGUGCAGACCCUAUGGGAGCUCAUGCUCCUCGGGGAGCCUCUAGUGGUCCUGGCACCCUCACCUGACAUGUCCUCGGAGUUGGUGCUAGCCUUGACCAGUUGUCUGCAGCCUCUCAAGUUCUGCUGUGACUUCCGCCCCUAUUUCACCAUUCAUGACAGCGAGUUCAAGGAGCUCACAACCCGCACACAAGCCCCACCAAACGUGGUCCUGGGAGUUACAAACCCUUUCUUUAUCAAAACACUUCAGCACUGGCCCCAUGUCCUCCGAAUUGGGGAGCCCAAGAUGUCAGGGGACCUUCCUAAGCAGAUCAAGUUAAAAAAGCCCUCAAGGCUGAAGACCCUUGACACCAAGCCAGGCCUCUACACCUUAUAUACUGCCCACCUCCAUCGGGACAAGGCACUACUGAAACGGCUGCUCAAGGGUGUACAGAAGAAGCGGCCGUGGGAUGCACAGAGUGCCCUACUUAGGCGGCACCUUCUGGAGCUUACUCAGAGUUUCAUUAUCCCCCUGGAGCACUACAUGGCCAGCCUCAUGCCACUGCAGAAAAGCAUCACACCCUGGAAGAGUCCCCCCCAGAUUCGUCCCUUCCGCCAGGAUGAAUUCCUGCAUAGCCUAGAGCACGCAGGACCCCAGCUCACCUGCAUCCUUAAGGGGGACUGGCUGGGCCUCUACAGGAAGUUCUUCAAGUCACCUCAUUUUGAUGGCUGGUAUCGGCAGCGGCACAAAGAGAUGGCCCAGAAGCUGGAGGCCCUGCACCUGGAGGCGAUUUGUGAGGCGGACGUUGAGGCCUGGAUGAAGGACAAAUCGGAGGUAGAGGUGGUGGACUUGGUCCUGAAACUUCGGGAGAAGCUGGUGCGGGCACAGAACCACCAGCUCCCUGUGAAGGAGAUGACACUACAUCGAGCACAGCUGUAUAUUGAGACAGUCAUUGGCUCCCUGCCCAAGGACCUACAGGCUGUUCUGUGCCCUCCCUGAGACAGGGCCAAGGUAAGAAAAUGAAGGCAAAAGAGAAGUAAAAAGGUAUACAUACAGUUGAGCUGGAUCAGUCCAAUGCAGGGACCAAGGAUCUGUCCAUAGUUAGACACCUGAGCAGAAGCAAGUGGAAGUGGAGAUCCUGGAGUGAGGAAGAAUGAUCCUAGCUCCCAACAGAGGUUUAACCUGUCACAGAGGUGCCAGCCUCCCUGUUGGGGUCCUGGCAUCUUAAGAAAUUUGUGAGCCGGGCGUGGUGGCGCACGCCUUUAAUCCCAGCACUUGGGAGGCUGAGGUAGGAGGAUUGC
Messenger RNA from Jaculus jaculus (lesser Egyptian jerboa), 2060 nucleotides. RefSeq names its product DENN domain containing 6B (gene Dennd6b). Bases 1 to 1758 code for a protein of 585 amino acids. Gene Ontology annotation, molecular function: guanyl-nucleotide exchange factor activity. Gene Ontology annotation, cellular component: recycling endosome. The transcript is spliced from 21 exons. The record is from RefSeq and is a predicted model, not a curated record. Lineage: Eukaryota; Metazoa; Chordata; Mammalia; Rodentia; Dipodidae.